CUCGUAAGAGGUACGGGCCACUCGGGCAGUGGUGAGUCGCCUCACUAUAGCCCUCGCGAUGGCAUGUAUAGGAUCGAGUAGGCUUUGUGCUCGUGUGGAGAGACUGUGCCAGUUCGGACAUUUCGCCCAAUUACGGAGGAAAGUUUCGACUACGACAUGUGUGAAAUCGCGGCCGGUGAUCCCCGCGCGGACGGACGGCGCGCUCCUCCAGCACUGCCAGAACAAAACGAACACGCGGGACAGCAGGAUAGGUCUCGCGAGGGCAACGAGCACUAUGCAAACGCAGAUGCCUGGAUCUUUGCCCGAUUACCAAAUCGAUCCUUAUAGACUCGUAGAAGAUGAUCUUAAGGAUAUAUUCGACGAUAUACAAGUGGAACUUAUCAACAGCACCGCGGAAAAAAAGCUGCAACCUAUAAGCACAUACUAUUUCGAUGGCCAGGGGAAAGCGGUGCGGCCCAUGUUCACCGUACUCAUGGCACGAGCUAUUAAUUAUCACAAUGGGAGGAAUGUUCUCUUGCACUCGCAGCGACAAAUAGCGAUGAUCGCUGAGAUGAUCCAUAGUGCUUCUUUAUUGCACGACGAUGUGAUCGACCAGUCAGACUUCCGUCGUGGCAAGCCAUCAGUUAAUGUCGUUUGGAGUCAAAAGGAGGUGGCUAUGGCAGGAAAUUACAUCUUGUCAGUCGCCUGCAUAAUGCUCUCCAAAAUCAAGAAUAAUGAUGUGACCAUUACCGUCAGUCAGGUUGUCGCUGAUUUGGUGCAAGGCGAAUUCAUGCAGCUUGGUUCCAAAGAAACAGAAAACGAGAGGUUCGCACAUUAUCUCACGAAGACAUAUCGAAAAACAGCGAGCUUAAUUGCCAAUUGCUUGAAAGCGGUCGCCAUUCUUUCCCAAGUCGAUGACCACACGAUAGAGAUGGCCUUCCAAUAUGGCAGGAACGUUGGCUUGGCUUUCCAAUUGGUGGACGAUCUUCUGGAUUUUGUGGCUUCUUCAACAGCCAUGGGCAAGCCUACGGCCGCCGAUCUUAGACUCGGUCUAGCCACAGCCCCGGUGCUCUUUGCUUGCGAACGGUAUCCAGAAUUGAAUGCAAUGAUUAUGCGCCGUUUCCAAGAACCCGGAGACGUUGAGAAAGCUUUCGAAUUGGUGCACAAGUCCAAUGGUCUCGAGCAGACAAGAUUCUUGGCGAAGAAACACUGCGUGGAGGCCAACAAGAUCGCGCAGUCCUUGACUAAGAGUCCCUAUCAGAAGGCUCUGAUCCUUAUGGCGGAUCUGGUCAUCAACCGCAUGAAAUAGCAUCGCGAAGAACGAAGAUUCAAAGGGCGAAUGAUCGAUUUUAUAAAUAUUUAUGAGUUAUUCCGGACGGGAACGGCUGGUAUAAUUCUUUUGAAUUCAGCUAUAAAUCGAAUGCAGGGGUUACAAUCGAAGAAAGUGCUUUUUCGUGUUCAAUAUUAUACCACUAGCCAGAAUUAUAUAUUGUUAUAAAUAAUUUAAUAUAUUUGAGAAUUUUUUUUAUAAAAAUGUUUAAUUAAAUAAGAAAAUUAAUUUUAAUUCAUUAUAAUUCGUGGUGAUGUAAUAUUGAUACGCGAUUGAUGGCGUAUAGCGUGAAUGCGUAUCACGUCGCAUUACCGACCCUGAGUUCAUACCUCAUCCGAACGAAAAAAACGAAGAAGACACACUCCGUAUUCGUUAAAGUGCUUCUAUCUUUUUCAGAGGACUUUAACGAUAUGCGGGUUCAAGUUGUCUGGAAAAAAUGCAAAAAUUUUGCAUUUUACAACAAAAGUGCCUAGGCAUUACGUUUACUUGACCUGUGUGUAUGAGGAAAAGAUCACGUAUUACCUGAUUUUAUAAAUUGUUAGCCGAUCAUGUAAAUAAAGUAAUCUAGCAUUAGUAACAAUGUAUUAGCAUUGAUAAUUCUUUCCUGUUAUGUCUCUUUUGUGCAUGCAUCACGCGACUCAUGAUACAAUUGUAUUGCUUGUCGGUUCUCCAAAAUGAAAAUAACGCACAAAGCCAAAUUAUCCUACCUUGAAAACGAUUAUUGUACUUAACGGCAAUUAUUGUAUCACGAUACGCCAGAGAAAUUGCUUGCGUCAAAGGAGCCUUAAUGAGAAUUUAUUGUAGCAUGGCAAAAACAAACUGAAAAUUGAAAAAACAUACAUAUGUAAGUGACGUCAGACGUACAGAAUUAACGUUACAGUAAGAUAUCUUCGGUCUAUUACGGCCGAUUAAAUAAUGUACAAUCAAUACAUAUUUUUGAUAAAGUGAAGCGUAACUUCUAUCGCAGAGUGAAAUUGUAAAAAUAAAUAAGAAUGCCAAUACUAAUUUUUAUCGACAGUCCAAUUUAAAGUUUUGCUAAAAGCGGCGCGAAGAAUGCCAAUGUUUGCCAAAGAAGACCACACAAGUCGGUCUUUCUUCCCUUCUCUCCGCCAAGCGGUUUAGCAAAAGUUAACUUUGGCCUGUCAUGUAAUUAAUAAGGAUUUAUCUGCCUCUUUAAGUUUUAGAAUUGUCAUCGAAAUUCACGGUGCGCAGAAAAAUAAGUUUCUUCUUUAUUUAGAUAUGUUGUCCAGUAAGAAUCACUUUUGCCACAUUUUGCUUAAUAGGUGAACUGCUCAAAAUAUCAAUAUUUAUACUGGAUAUGUAAGUAUAAAUAUCUAGUGUACAAUAAUUUAUAUUUAUGACGAGAAUGUAUAUAAUUGUUUAAAAUGUUACGCAAUACAAUAGAACAUUAACUAAGGAGCAAUCAUGUAAUUAUGAUCAAAUGUAGACUUAUAAUAGGCUAAGUGUAUGAUGCAAAGAAAGAGACCGCAACCGGGACUGCCGAUCUCCUCCAUAACGUUUUGCAAUAUUUAUUUAAAUCUCAUGAGAAAUGCGUUCUUUUACUCAAAAAUAUGUUUUACAUUCAGAGGGACACAAGAAUGUUUUACAAUAAUAACGAAAAAGCUAUAUGUCAAAGCAUACACCGACGAAUGCAACUUAAACAUAAAAUUUAAGUGAUAUGUAUUCCACGUAAAUUUUAAUAUUCUAACUGUUAAACAUAUAUAUUUAUCUGGUUAUUCUCUCACAUGUUCAAAAAUUGAAGUACAUUUGUAAUAGUUAGAAAAUCAAUUUAAUUAAAAGUUCAGCUUUAUCUUCAGUAGAACGUUUACUGCACAAUGCAAAAAUUCCAAAGAAAGCAGAUUCGAAUGUCUUUGAAGCGCGUGUCUACGACGUCCUUUCAAAUUGUCUCGGUGUCUAUAUGUAUAAGUUAGUUCAGACAAAAAUAGUGACGUAAGUUCAAGCAAAUUCGAAAAAAUGCUAAUUUACAACACUAUAUUUACCUGACGGAAAUUACAUUACAAAAUCUCUACCAUUUUGUAAACAAGUGCCUCAUAUAUCAAUUGAAUGGAAUUGUCGUCGAUUUGAUUUGGAAGAUAUUCUAACUUAUUUGUUUAAUUUUCUGUCAUUCUCUUGAAUCUAUGUUUAUGAGUUAAUAAAUUUCCUCAUAGAUUUCAACAGUGUUUACAGGGGCUUGAAAAAUUAUUAUUAAACGACGAACAAAUAGCUAUAUUAUUUGAAUCCGUAUUGAAAAAAUAAAGUGUACUACUAAGCUCUUUAGAUUUUCAAAUAUACAUUCAUAGCUGGAACAUGGUACAAUAUUAUUCUCACAUUAUAAUUAUUAUACUGUUGGUUGAUUAACUACUUUAUCGUAAAACCUUAAGCUAAAUAUAAGUUCAAUUAUUGUGUUGGGGAUCAUUAAAUUCGACUAUAUAAGUUUUUUAAAUAUAAUAUAUAAAAUUAUAAAAUAUAUCUUUUUGAACAUGUAUA
Molecule: messenger RNA, 3796 nt
Organism: Wasmannia auropunctata (little fire ant)
Lineage: Eukaryota; Metazoa; Arthropoda; Insecta; Hymenoptera; Formicidae
Gene: qless
Product: decaprenyl-diphosphate synthase subunit 1
Exons: 8
Coding region: 59-1288 (409 amino acids)
Biological process (GO): isoprenoid biosynthetic process; ubiquinone biosynthetic process
Cellular component (GO): mitochondrion; transferase complex
Molecular function (GO): prenyltransferase activity
Source: RefSeq, a predicted model, not a curated record